AUGCAGAACGCCACUUCAGGCCCCCCGGACGGCAACUACUGCUCCGAAUCGGGCUGCAACCAGACUAAAAGGUCUGUGUACUACGAGCUCCCCGAUGACAUCUUCUCCCUGCCCGUACUCACGGGAGUGACGGUGGUCUGCAUUUUCCUCUUUAUUGUCGGCGUCCUGGGGAACGUGUUGACCAUCCUACUCGUGGCCAAGUACAAGGAGAUGAAGACCACCACGAACCUCUACCUGUCCAGCAUGGCGCUGUCGGACAUUGUCAUCUUCAUGUGCAUGCCCCUCGACCUGUACAAGAUCUGGAAGUACAAGCCGUGGAGUUUCGGGGAGCUUAUCUGCAAGCUGUCGCAGUUUGUCAGCGAGGGCUGCACCUACGCCACCAUCCUGCACAUCACAGCGUUGAGCAUGGAGCGGUACGUGGCUGUGUGCUUCCCCCUCAAGGCCAAGGUGUUUGGGACCAAGUCUCGGAUCAAGGCGAUUAUCGUGGGCUUGUGGAUGGCUGCCUUGACCAGCGCUGGGCCUGUCUUCUUGCUGGUCGGAGUAGAGUUUCAGAACGGCACCGAUCCGUCCAAGACGAGCGAGUGCAAGUGUACAGAGUACGCCGUGAGUUCAGGCCUUCUGAACGCCAUGACUUGGGUUUCCAGCUUUUACUUUUUCGUCCCGGUCUGCUGCCUCACUAUCCUGUACGGACUGAUAGGGAGGAAACUGUGGAGGAGGAGGAGGAGGAAUCAUAGGGACAGGAGCAACAGGCAGACCAUCAAAAUGCUGGCGGCCAUCGUCCUCGGCUUCGUCCUGUGUUGGCUGCCGUUCCACAUCGGCCGCAACCUCUCCUCUAUGUCGGCGGGCACCCCCCAGAUGUACGUCGUGAGCCAGUACUUUCACAUCAUCUCCUUCGUGCUCUUCUACCUGAGCGCGGCCAUCAACCCCAUCCUCUACAACAUCAUGUCGGGCCGGUACAGGGCUGCUAUGUGCAAGAUGCUGAGCGGGAACCGGAGUCAUCGACGGGAGAACGCAGUAGGAGCUGCCACGUACUGGUGCACGGACUCGGAAGCUCAAGUGUAAGAGGGAAAUGUACUCGCUGCUCAAGUAAAUCAAUAAACAUCGACCUGGAUGAGUGUGUCUGUCUGUCUACCUGCCUGCGUCUUAUGUUCAUCCGUAGCUCUCACCGCUGGAGAGGGGUGGGGGAAUUC
Callorhinchus milii (elephant shark) is the source of this 1190-nucleotide messenger RNA. RefSeq names its product growth hormone secretagogue receptor type 1-like. The transcript has 2 exons. Lineage: Eukaryota; Metazoa; Chordata; Chondrichthyes; Chimaeriformes; Callorhinchidae. Gene Ontology annotation, molecular function: growth hormone secretagogue receptor activity. Gene Ontology annotation, biological process: G protein-coupled receptor signaling pathway; hormone-mediated signaling pathway. Gene Ontology annotation, cellular component: plasma membrane. The record is from RefSeq and is a predicted model, not a curated record. The coding region runs from base 1 to 1062 and encodes 353 amino acids.